Messenger RNA from Brassica oleracea var. oleracea, 923 nucleotides. Its product is annotated as cell division topological specificity factor homolog, chloroplastic-like. NCBI's taxonomy places the organism in Eukaryota, Viridiplantae, Streptophyta, Magnoliopsida, Brassicales, Brassicaceae. The transcript is spliced from 2 exons. The record is from RefSeq and is a predicted model, not a curated record. The coding region runs from base 102 to 770 and encodes 222 amino acids. Gene Ontology annotation, biological process: chloroplast fission; regulation of division septum assembly; cell division.
UACUCGUACGAGUCGUAACCCCAUUUCUCUUGAACUGAGAGAAGACGACCGAAAAGAUUCGCUUCUCAGGCGAAGGAAGAACUUGAUUCAUCUUCUCGGAAAUGGCGAUAUCUGGGAAUCUGAGGAUCUCCGCGAGCUUAGUUUCUCCUUAUCACCGCCAUCCUAAAUGCCUCUCGUUACCUUCUUCCAAGGUUGAUUUCAUAAGCAGUGUCGCACACAGUUUGGAAACGCAGAAAUGUCCUGGAGUGUCGAUCAGCCGCCAAAGCAGACGUGGUGAAGCGAAGGUUUUAGCAAGGAACACCACGGGAGACGAUGAACUCUCACCAAGCCCGGUUCAGCAAGAGGUAGAGACCUUUCUCUUGAACGCCAUCAACAUGAGCUUCUUUGACCGGUUAAACAUAGCGUGGAAGAUCAUAUUCCCGUCCCACGCGUCCAGAAGAAGCUCCAACGCGAGAAUCGCAAAGCAGCGGCUCAAGAUGAUCCUCUUCUCGGACAGGUGUGCGGUCAGCGACGAAGCUAAAAGGAAGAUCGUCAACAACAUCGUUCACGCGCUGUCGGAUUUCGUGGAGAUAGAGUCGGAGGAGAAAGUUCAGCUUAAUGUCUCCACGGACGGUGACCUCGGGACCAUUUACUCGGUCACGGUGCCUGUUAGGAGGGUGAAGCCAGAGUACCAAGACGGGGACGAGGCUGGAUCUAUAACCAAUGUGGAGUACAAAGAUACGCUUGAUGGUUCUGUGGAUGUCAGGUUCGAUUUUUAUGUUCCAGAGUAGUAACAAGGGCACGGUCUUUGUUAGAGUUAAUUUUCUUUGUUUGUCUGUUUUUCGUGUUGUCUGUGAGGGAAAAAAGACAGUUUCUGGACAUUUUCAUUGUAUAUAUUCGACUUCGCUCUUCAAAGUUAAAUCAAAAUGUAGGUUUUUAUCGUA